Messenger RNA from Dipodomys spectabilis (banner-tailed kangaroo rat), 1690 nucleotides. It is a transcript of the gene Bbof1, whose product is annotated as basal body orientation factor 1. The record is from RefSeq and is a predicted model, not a curated record. The transcript is spliced from 12 exons. The coding region runs from base 1 to 1569 and encodes 522 amino acids. NCBI's taxonomy places the organism in Eukaryota, Metazoa, Chordata, Mammalia, Rodentia, Heteromyidae.
AUGUCGCCGAAGAAAACGGACAAGAAGAAAGGCAAAGACAAAGACAAAGAUAAGAAGAAGGUAAAACCUGAGGAACCUGUGAUCGAACAAGCCAAAGCCAAUGCAGCCCUUUGGGAGGCCAGAUUGGAAGUCACAGAACUCUCUAGGAUUGAGUAUCGUGAUACUUCCCGAAGACUGGCAAAAUGUAAUGAGGAGUUAAAGAAACAGCAGUAUAAGAUGGAGAAAGACACAAUGUCUGUAUUAAGCUUCAUGAAGAAGCAGGAUCAGGAGAAAGAUAAUAUGAUUGAACUAUUGAAACAGCAAUUGGUUGAGACAAAGGAAAAAGCUCAAGAGGAGAAGGAAAAGUUGGAACAAAAGUAUACUAUGCAAAUAAAUCAUCUAGAAGGAAGAUUCUAUGAAAAAGCCAGAGAAAUUAGUAUGAUUCAGACAGAGCUGAAAACAAUAAAACAUUUCCAGAAGAGAAAAAUCCAAGUGGAGAAAGAAUUAGAGGAUCUGAAAGAAAGUUUAAGGAACACGGAGAAGAAACAUCAGGACACUCUCCGAAGACUGGAAGGCAAAUUCUUUGAAGAAAAGCACCGUCUAGAAAAAGAGGCUGAAAAGAAGAUAGUAAUGCUGGCAGAGAGAGCCCACCAUGAAGCUGUGGUACAACUGAAUGCUGCUGGAAGAAAUGUUUUUAAAGAGAAUGUUUAUCUCCAGAAAGCUCUUUCAUACCACCUAAAGGAAGCUGAUGCUCUACAAAAAGAUUCCCAGAGGUUGCAAGAGAGUCAUACUAUCCUUUUACAUCAAAAGGAGAUCAAUGAGUUAUUAAUUAAAGAAAAGAUUAUGCAACUUGCCCAGCAGAAAUCACAAAUCCAGACUCUUCAGAAGAGGGUGUUAAACUUGGAGAAUGCUCUAACUUUCAUGACUAGAGAGUUUGAGGCAGAAAUUUUGAAACUGCGGCAACAGGCAACCAUAGAGAAUCAGGCAGGUCUGGUAGAAAUUGACAAGCUGCAGCAGAUUCUUGAUAUGAAGGACAAGGAAAUGAAUCGAGUGAAGAAGCUGGCCAAGAACAUACUGGAUGAGAGGACAGAAGUGGAAAAUUUCUUUCUAGAUGCUCUACACCAAGUGAAGCAACAGAUUAUAUUCAGCAGGAAAAACUAUAAGGAGUUAGCACAAGCUGCUUUCAAUUUAAAGAUGAGAACAGCAUGUUCAGGAAGAACAGAAUAUCCCCAAAUCAGGACAUUUGAUGGCAGAGAAUACAGCACUAAUAGUGUGAAUCAAGAUCUCAUAGAGGCUGAAAAAUGGACAAGUACUCAAAGAAAUGUGGAUAUUGGAGAUUUGACCUGGGAGCAGAAGGAGAAAGUCUUGAGAUUGCUGUUUGCAAAAAUGAAUGGUUUAGCUUCUAGGAAAUAUAACCAGAGUUCUCUGCCUCCAGUUCCAGAUACUCAUGUUUCUGACAAUGGAGAAAUGAAAGAAUCUGGGAAUGAAAAUACACAAGAGCAAACCUUCAUUACCCAACAAGUUCCGAUAUCAAAUGCUGGUGAAAUGGUGCUACCCCGUAUUCCACAAGGACCACAGGUCUCUGACUAAGGGACUUUUUGAAAACACUACAGAACAACAUAUGACCCCAGAUAGGCUGCUUGCAGAUCCUUCUUUGCAGAAUCCUAGCUUCUGAAUAAGUUCAAGAAGAAAGUUUCUUAAAGAAAAAAAA